Messenger RNA from Stomoxys calcitrans (stable fly), 11311 nucleotides. RefSeq names its product dedicator of cytokinesis protein 9 (gene Ziz). The transcript has 14 exons. Gene Ontology annotation, biological process: positive regulation of GTPase activity; small GTPase-mediated signal transduction. NCBI's taxonomy places the organism in Eukaryota, Metazoa, Arthropoda, Insecta, Diptera, Muscidae. Bases 230 to 7114 code for a protein of 2294 amino acids. The record is from RefSeq and is a predicted model, not a curated record. Gene Ontology annotation, molecular function: guanyl-nucleotide exchange factor activity.
UAACCCUCCCUUGUUUAUGAAUGGUUUUCAUAUUUGCGCACAAAAAUAAAAACAAAAAGAAUAAGAAUCUAAAAAUAGUUGCAAAAAUAUUCUUUGAAUACUAAAGCAUCACAAAACAGAGGCAGAAAAAAGUAGUAGAUGCCCGAAAAGGUAUACAUUUCCCCCUACCUUGGAAUUUUUUAAGUGCAGUGUGUGUUGUCUUCGUCAUCAUCGUCCUUAAAGUGAAGCUAUGACAGAACGAAAGUUUACCCGAGCUUUAAACAAGCCGGGCAUGGCGGCUCAAUUACGCGAAACUGUAUCGCAGGUGGUUCGAGAGAGUGCAGUGUUGAUGAAAUAUCCAACCAAAGAAAGUCAUAGCCAGCAAACGAAUAAACCUUUGGUUGUGGAACCCAUUGACUUCGAGGGAUUUAUUGCAAAGAAUAAAACACUUAUACAGAAUGAUUCGCAUAGAGAAUUGCUUAUGUAUCCCAAUGAUGAUGUCUCGGAAAUCAUCUUACCCCGCAAAUUACGCACAAAUUCCAAAUCUAUCACCGAUUGCUUUGAACCACCAAAUGUGGCCAUUAUUUGUCCCAUGCAUGGAGCAAACGGCACAAAUGGCUCACACAAUGUCUCGCGACAAAAUAGCUCCGCCUCUGGAAGUCCACGCACAACACAACGCCAAAUUAGUAAUCAAUCGACAACGUCUUCCAAUGGCUCCGCCCAUAAUGGCCAAAUAUCGCGUAAAUCCUCACAAAACUCCUCCCAGUUGGAUGCAGUCAAAUCACCUACGUCUUCACAUGACUCCUACGAAUCAGCCUUGUCCUCCCAUGUGGGUGUUACAGCAGCCACUAGAUCUAUAUCUUCCUCAAGUUCCACACUAAAAUCAAGUAAUUUAGCCCAGCCAGAAGAGGAUGAUGAUUUGGAUAAUAUAGGCGAAUCGUUGACCAAUAAUGGCUGUGGCAAUACGACAGGACCGAAAUCGGAAUGCUCUCGUUUUACAAGGCAGGCCUUGUAUACGUAUAGAGCUAAAAAUCAUUUGAUACACUAUAAAUAUAGUGCUUAUGGGGGAACUUGUCAUGAUUUACCCAAAUUAAAUCCCAGCGAAGUUCUCAGAGAGGAGGUUUAUGAAAUCGAUGCUGAUCAAGAUCGCAUUGACGAACAAAUGUCCCGUUCUCAAGCUGAUUCCAUAACCAAACAGGGUUAUUUGCUGAAAGGUCCUGAUGCGGGCUCAGAUCGCAUGUUUGCCAAUAUUGGAAAUAAGUCAUUCAAGAGAAGAUACUGUUACUUAAGGCAUGAAGUGGAUGGUACUUAUAUUUUGGAAUUGCACAAAGAUGAAAAACAAGGAGAAGCCAAGGCCACCAUAGUCAUGGAUUUCUGUACGGAAGUUGUGCAGAAUCCCAAACGGGGCCGUUACUGUUUUGAGCUUCGUAUGACUGAAGGUCAUAAAUCCUUUACAUUGGCUGCCGAAAAUGAAGAUGAUUUCAAAGAUUGGCUGCUUAAACUAUCCUCGGUAUUGCAACAGAAUAAAAUUCAGGAAGAUAAACGUAAUGCCUCACUGGAAAGAACCCCGCAGCAACAGACGCCGUGUACCAACACUGCCAUUACAUUUGGCACCCUCAAGGGCCUGGAUCAAUCAAUGAAUCCUCAACUUAUCAAAUAUGGCAGGGAAACUGAUAUAUCCAUAGCACAAGCCAGAAGAGAACAUCGUCGACGUUUAUUUGCCAACUAUCAGUCGCCGUCAAGAGCCACUUCCAGCGAUAAUGUUGACCAAUAUCGUGAACAGUUCGGUAAACGCAUGCUUAUCACUUGUAGAAGUCUGCGAUUUCGUCUGCAAUGUCCUAAAGACAGCAUGAUAACGGCUGAGGGUGAUCAUUUGUGCCAAGUCGAACCCUACAUAACUAGUCUGGCCCUCUACGAUGUUCGCGCAGGACGCAAACUAACGGAAUCGUUUUAUUUCAAUAUCAACGAUGAUCAUGUACGUGAUAUGUUACCCUCCACGCCGGUUCCAGAAUCGGUGGCCUAUUCCCAUAUACCCCGUAAAGAUGUACACGAUGAACGCACACGUCAAACAUCACAAGCCUUUUGCACACUCAUAGAGAAUCUCUCGGCUGAUCUACAGAAGAGCACCAAAGAGCAAUUUGCCCAAUUAAGGCAGGGUAUAUUCUCGGUGACAGCGGCGCAUCCGGAAAUAUUUUUGGUAUUGAAAAUUGAGAAAAUUUUACAAUGCAACAUAGUGCAGGCCGCUGAGCCAUAUCUAAAGGCAAAUCGUGAUCCCAAAUUUGCCCAGAAGCUGCAUAAGAAUAUACGCAACUAUGCCCAGAAUAUAGGGCACUAUAGACAGCCAUUUGCCUGGGCUGCCAAGCCUUUAUUUAAGCCCUACAGCAAUGAGCUGGAUACCGAAAAAAAUGAAUUCGAAUUUAAUAUUUUGUAUCGACAAGAGAUUAAUAAGCUAAAGGAUGAGGAGUUGUUAAAGUUUCUGGUUGACUAUCGCAAACCGGAGAAGCUUAGCAAGUUAACCAUAAUACCAGGCCAGUUUAAGUUAACCAUAGAAGAAGUGGAAAAAGUACAUGGUUCAUUUACCAAAUCCUUAGUUCCUGUGGUAAAUAACUCUAUGGCCUCAAAGUCAACCAGUUUGGAAAUAACCGAAUUCCAAAGUUCAUGUGAAAGAGAUUGUCAUCCCUAUACAACAUUUUGUAAUCAUUUGUUUGUGUAUCCUUUGGCCUUGCAAUUCGAUAGUCAGAAAAUAUUUUCCAGAGCCCGUAAUAUAACCGUGGUGGUCGAGCUAAGAGACUCGGAUAAAGAGAACUCUAAAGCUUUAAAGUGCAUCUAUGGUCGUCCUGGUCAUGAUUUUCUGGUUUCACACAUUGCCUGCCCGGUGCUGCAUCACAAUACCACUCCCACGUGGUAUGAAGAAUUGAAAUUACGUCUCCCCUUGGGCAUCUUCCCCGAACAUCAUUUGUUAUUCUCGUUUUAUCAUGUCUCAUGUAAUCUGGGCAAGAAACGCGAUGCCUCUGCAUCAUUUGAGACGCCCAUUGGUUAUGCUUGGCUACCCCUACUACAGAAAGGUAAAAUCAAUUUGGAUGAGCAAGUAAUACCGGUGGCAGCAUCAUUACCCGUUGGCUAUUUGAGCAUACAACCAUUGGGAUUGGGAAAAGGGAAUUGUGGACCCGAAGUGCAAUGGAUCGACAAUCAACGCCCUCUAUUUGCGGUCAUUUUGCGUAUGGACUCUACUGUGCAUACAGCGGAUCAACAUUUGCACAACUUCUUUGUGCACUGUGAACGAUUGCUGGAGGGAGGCAAAACCUCGGCAAUGCCAGCUGAGACGGAGACUUGUAAGAUUUUAAAAGCUGCCCAUGCCAUUGAUAUCACCAGUCUCAUCAACUUUCUGCCCACCUUGUUGAAUGAGCUGUUUACCCUGCUGGUGCACACACAUUCGGAGGAAGUGGGUCUUAAUGUCAUACGCUUGCUUAUCAACAUCAUACACAUGAUCACCGAGGAGGCAGGGCGCAAGGAGUUGCUGACCUCCUAUGUGACAUAUGUUUUUCAUGCUCCCUACUAUUCGCAGAAAAUUACGCGUACGGUACAUGGGGAAUUAUGCCGUCACUUGCCCUCUAUACUGGAUCCGAAGAACACUGAUUUUCUGGUGGUCAACAAGUUUAUGCGUUAUUCCAGUAUGUUCUUUGAUUUGAUCAUCAAGAGCAUGGCCCAACAUCUCUUGGAUACAGGGCGCAUCAGAAUGCUGCGAAACGAACGUUUUCCGAAAGAGUUUCCCACUCGGCUGGAGAAUCUUAUAAAAGUUCUUAUUCCUUAUUUGAUAUCACGCUAUAAAGAUCUUCCUGUGGAGACUCAGUACUUGAAUAAAUCCCUGUCUCAAUUCGUACGCAAGUGCUUGACCUUUAUGGACCGUGGCUUUGUCUUUAAGCUGAUACGUUACUACAUGGAACAGUUCGCCCCAGGCGAUCCUCGUGUGCUGCAGGAAUUUAAAUUCAAUUUCCUACAAGAAAUCUGCCAACACGAGCACUAUGUGCCAUUGAAUUUGCCGUUUGUGAUGAAUCCUAAGAAUCGGCCUCCCGAAAUGAUGCAGCAUUUCAAUCUGACCGAGGAGUUUUGUCGACAGCACUUUUUAUCCGGGCUGCUGCUGCAGGAGUUAAAGAGCAGCCUCAAUGAGAUUGGCCAUGUGCGGCGCCAUGCCCUGCAAGUCCUAAAGAAUCUGCUAGCCAAACACGAACUCGAUGACCGCUAUCAGAAUCGGGGUCAACUGUCGCGUAUAGCUUUGCUCUAUGUACCCUGGCUGGGCAUAGUCAUGGAUAAUAUACAGCGCAUAAACGACCUAACGGAGGUGUGCACACCCAAUGGCCACGUGUAUGCGGAUUCGGCCUCCUAUACCCAACGCUUGUCCUGCUCCAGUAGUUAUGUUUUCGCCAAAGAUUCUUUGCUGAAUUCUAGUUCCUCAAGUACUCCUAGGGGUAAAAAUCGAGCCACCUUACACCUUGAUCACCCCAGUCCUCUAAGAGCUUCGGUUUACAUCAAGGAGAACAAUUACUUCGCGGCCAUAGCCGGCCCGUCGAUGAGUCAAAAUGGCUGCUCGGAUUCCUCCCUUAAUUCGCUUAACUCUGACUCUCAGAAUUCCCAGGACACCACUUUGGGGGCGAAUGGCAACUGCACCCACACCACAAACGGUCAUAACGAUUGUCAUGAAGUUGCCUUGAGAAAUGGCCACAAUCGCUCCAUCAGUGUUACCAACACUACUGUGCAACAGAGAUUCGAUAAAUUCUCCGCUUCUGAGAGCAAGGAUUUCCUGCUCGGUUUUCUGUUUGUCAUCAAACAUUUGUCCAAGGAACAAAUGAUUGGCUGGUGGCAGAAUUGCAAUGAGACCGAGACCAUAAAUUUUUUGACCAUCUUGGAGCUAUGUCUCUUGCAAUUCCGCUAUGUUGGCAAGAAGCAUCUCAAUUUGGGCGAAGAGUCCAAAGAUGACCGAGCGUUGAGGGCCGCCAAGGCUAGCACCCUGCCAGCUAGAUGCUCGCCAGCCAACAUAGAACAGAAUGUUCACGAAACCGGAACACUAAAUCACACUCAGAACCGGGAGAAUUUAUUGGACGAAACGGCCAGAAAUCAAAGGGCUUUGUACGAAUCGAAUUUGGCUACGGAAGUGGGUAUGAUCAUACUCGAUUGUUUGGGCUUGUUCGCCGUACAGUUUAAACACAAGCUACUGGAUAGUUUGAUUUUGCCCAAAUUCGCCCGCGUCUAUUUGAAGUUCCUGCAAUUGGGCCAGUCGGAAAGUCUAUCGAAGCAUGUCUUUGCUGCCCUAAGGGCUUUCAUUAACAACUUUUCGCCAGCCUUCUUUAAGGGCAAUGCCAUCCUGUGUGGUCAAAUGGUCUAUGAGCUGUUAAAGGCCUGUGAUAGUCGCUUGGUGCAGAUAAGACAUGAUUCCUGUGCGGUGUUAUAUCUGCUAAUGCGCAGCAAUUUCGAAUUUAGUGGCCGCAAGGGUUUGACUCGUGUUCAUCUGCAAGUCAUCAUCUCAGUGUCACAAAUGAUAGGCAAUGUGAUAGGCCUAAAUAAUGCUCGCUUCCAGGAGAGUUUAUCCAUAAUAAAUAGCUAUGCCAACAGUGAUAAGGCCAUGAAAGGCACUGGCUUCCCCAUGGAGGUUAAGGAUCUUACACGUCGCGUUAGAACCGUUCUGAUGGCCACUGCCCAAAUGCAGGCCCAUCAUAUGGACCCCGAGAGGCUGCUUGAAUUGCAAUAUUCUUUGGCAAAUUCCUAUGCUUCCACACCCGAACUCAGGCACACUUGGCUGGUGACAAUGGCUCGCAAGCAUGAACAGAAUGGUAAUAUCUCAGAGGCUGCCUGCUGUCAUCUACAUAUAGCUGCCCUCAUGUCUGAAUAUCUGAGGCUAAAGGGUUGCGGCAACAUAAAAUGGGGUUCUUCGGCCUUUGCCAAAAUUUCUCGCAACAUACAUCGAGAUGAACAGGGUCUCAAAUUGGAUGCCGGAUCUCAGGACUCCCAAUAUACGGAGCAUAUGCUUUUGGAGCAAUUGAAACAGUGUGCUUUGUUCUUGGACACCGCUGAGCGUUACGAAUGUCUGGGUGAGCUGUACAAACUGAUAAUGCCCAUUUAUGAGAGAACACGCAACUACAAUGAUCUCCAGGAAUCACAUGAACAUUUGGCCAAAGCUUAUGCCAAAAUUAUUGAGGUGAAUAGGUCGGGCAAGCGCAUGCUGGGUAGAUUCUAUCGUGUGGUUUUCUAUGGCGUGAAUUAUUUUGAGGAAGAUCAUGCUGUGGAGUAUGUCUACAAGGAACCAAAACUUACCUCACUGAGUGAAAUCUCAGAGCGUUUGGCCAAACAGUAUAAGGAGAAAUUUGGGGCCGAUGUUGUCAAAAUGAUAAUGGACUCAUCACCGGUAAAUGUAAACGAAUUGGAUCCAAAAUUAGCCUAUAUUCAAGUGACUCAUGUGAUACCUUUCUUUACGAAAGAUGAACUCGAUCAAAGACUGAAUGAAUUUGAACAGAAUCAUGAUGUUGAUACAUUCAUGUAUGAGACACCAUUUACAAAAUCUGGUGCUGCGCGUGGUUCGGUGGAGGAACAAUGGAAACGUAAAACUGUUAUAAAAACUACUUAUUCCUUUCCUUAUGUUUUGAAACGUAUUCCGGUCAAGACUAGGGAAAUAAUCGAAUUAAGUCCAAUAGAAGUAGCCAUCGAUGAAAUGCAAACCAAAGUUUCGGAAUUAGAAGAGACAAUAUUGCCACCAGCCGAUGUUAAAAAGCUACAAUUACGCCUACAAGGCAGUGUGGCUGUGCAGGUGAAUGCUGGUCCUUUGGCAUAUGCUCAGGCAUUUUUGGAUCCCAAAGUAGUAAAUAAUUUUUCUGUUGAUCGUGUUGAGGAUCUGAAAGAUGUGUUUCGAGAUUUCAUUGGGGUUUGUCAUACAGCUCUACAACUUAACGCCCGUAUGAUAAGCAGCGAUCAAAAGGAAUAUCACAAUGCCCUCAAGGAGAAUUAUCAAAAAAUGUGCCAGGAUUUGGGUGAACUAUUGGAUGAAUCAUUUCAACCGCUUGAUGAUAGUGCCCAUAAUACUCAACGCAAUAGCAUGGCUUUAUUCAAUGCUAUCAGCGGAACUUCGAAUAAUUCAAGUACUGCCUAAAAAUUUAACAAAUCAAACGAUAAAAGCGUUACAACCAAACAAAAAUCUUUCGAAUCUAUAGUUUAGUUUAGUCUUUAUAUGAAACAUUGUAUGACUGUAAGUGUGUGUGCGUGUCUGUGCAAGUUUGGGUCUAACCCCACUAGUCUAUGUGUGUGUGAAUGUAAGCCGUCUAUUUAUAAACUAAUUCUUCUAUAGAAACAAACACAUAUUCUAUGUUACUACAACACUAAAACUCAACUCAAUAUGAACUAUUUAAACAAAUGAAGUAAUUCUAGAUGUAUUUUAGAUAUGAUCUUUAUAUAGUUUCCACUAAAAAUAUUUUCAUAUUAACCUCUGUCUGUCUGAUCUUUUAAAGUAAAGCAAAUGAAAUGAAACCAAAAUCAAAGAAAUAAGAAAAAAAUAGAAUUUAAUUUAAUUUGUGAGAAUGUAAGAUUUGCUAACUACUAAUUUUCUAAGUGGUCUUUGGUGGUCUACUAGUAUAGCAACAUUAGAAAUGUUCGAAUGUGAUGGUUUUUUAUUAUCAUUUUUUUUGUAAAGGACUCGAAUUUGUUUUUUCUUUUUACUUCGUUUUACUUAUAUUAAUGUUGAAUUUUGUUUUGUUUUUUUAUUUUUAAUUUUAGGUUUUGAUUUUGCCGUUUAUUAAAAUGAAUGAUAAGAACACUGCUAAUGAUAUUUAGAUUACAUUAUACAUACAUACAUUUAUGACAUACUACUAAUAAGAUAAACAAAAUCCACCAAACAAAUUACAAGGGAAAUUCGCCUUCCCAAAAAGAAACACACACCACAAAAUCCCACUUGUGCUUCAUAUACACUUUCACAUAGCUAACUUAAAAUUAAUGCAAUUAUUUAAUCCAACUGGGGGUUAAUCGAGCUAAUGUCCACGAUGUCAUUAGAAAGAAGAGAUUGUUUCUAUGAUUUAAAGGAAUUUCCAUCUUCAGACAAUCACAACACAAAUCUCAUACAAAUGGUAGUCGCGUUUCAUUAAUUGGCAACAUCCAACAGUAUCUUACUAAGUUGGCUGUCACAGUCAAAUAGCCGAAAUCCGAAAAGAUUUCUCAGUGUUCGGAUCUUCUGCCCUUCUUCUCCAAUUUCUGACGUAUAGUUUAUGUGUUUCUCCACUUGGUCUUUCUCCCAACCAUUGGUAUUCCUCUUUUCCUUCUCCAAUUUCUGACAUAUAGUUUUGAGAUGUGUUUCUCCAUUUGGUCUUUCUACCACCCAUUGGUAUUCCUGUUCUGUGUUAACCAUCAGUUCAAUUUAACUUCUAUGCUGGGGCUCCUUCUAUCAUUUUGACAGCAUGACCUGACAAAUAUAAUUCUUUUGUAAGUACCCAUUGAUUCGGAACCGUAUUACAACACGAGAAGUAUCAGUGUCUUGUACUGUGCAAUUUUUUCUGUCGAGAUAAGGAUUUCUUCCCGAAUUGUCUGUACUUUUUCAAAUAUUCUUCUUCAUUUCAGUUCAUUACUGGUGAAGGUAGAUAAAAUUUCAACUUUCUCAAAGUUUAAAUUUCCAACUUACUAUCUUUACGCAUGGCAGCCGGUUGUACGUACCGGAUUGAACCGAUUUAGUCAUUCAUUGGUAAGGACGGCCGCCUAGCAUUUUGUUGUACACUAACAACACACUGCUACAUAAACUCUGGUUUACAGAGCGUUCCGAGCGUUUCUACUGUUUCAAUUUACUGCCAGACCCAUUUUAACUGACUCUUCGAUCUUUUCAAAGGAUGCAGUUACUGCUCUCGAAGCAUAAUAACCAUUCACACCGGCACCUUGUAUGAUCUUUCCCAGCAGGUUAUCACACGAAAAGUUAUUUUCCUGUCUAAAACAAGGGGUCCGAAAUACCGCAUACGUGAACGAGUAAACCGUUCGAAAUCUCUCUAUUGUGAAUUAUGUAUUUCUUUAUUAACAGCCGGUUAUACGUACCGGAUUGAUCCGAUGAAGUCCUUCAUGGGCAAGGACUGCCGCCUAGCAGUGUGUUGUGCACUAACAACACAUUGCUACAAAAACUUAGGUCUACAGAGCGUUCUGAGUAUUUCUACUGGUUCUAUCAUUUUAAUUUACUGCCAGACCUAUUUUAACUGACUCUUCGAUCUUUUCAAAAGGAUGCAGUUACUGCUCUCGACGCAUAAUAACCAUUCACAUCGGCACCUCGUAUAAUCUUUCCCAGCAGGUUACACACGAAAAGUUGUUUUCCUGUCUAAAACAAGGGUCAGAAAUACCGCAUACGUGAACGAGUAAACCGUUCGAAAUCUCUAUUGUGAAUUAUGUAUUUCUUUAUUGAAAGAGAAUUUUUGAAAUUAAAAAAGCGCUAACGUUUAAGUCGAUCAUAAUUUAUAAAAGAUUUGGCAUUUAAAUGUUUUUGAAAGGGGUAUAACAUCCAUUAAAUACGAGCUGAAAUUUCAUUCUAUUCGUAAGCGCUCUCGAUCACGUAUGCGGUAAUUCGGCCCCUGGUUUGGCAUUGAAAGUUUCGGAACGGGGUUUUCUCCGUUUUACUUACUUUACUUUAAUUGGCUAUGACAGAACAUUUGUUCCACUAGCCGAGCGUAGAAUAGUAUUCCAAGCGCCUCGAUCUUCUUCGCUCAUUCUAAAAUCUCUGAUACCAAGUUUCGAAGUGUCUCCCACCACUUGAUCUUUCCAUACAUUGGGCCGAAUUACCGCAAACGUGAUCGAGUGCGCUUUCGUAUCGAAUGGAAUUUUAUGUCGUAUUUAAUGGGUCUUAUAUCAUUUGUAUAUAAAUUUUUUUAUAAAGAAAUCUAGAUUUAUAUAUUCGCGUUCUUAAAUUUCUAAAAUUCCCUUUCAGUAAAGAUAUACAACAUUCACAAUAGAGAAAUUUUGAACGAUUUUACUCGUUCACGUAUGCGGUAAUUCGACCCCUGUUCAUUAAAUCCGUAUUUAAGGCUCUUGUCAGCCGAUUUUAUAAAAGGAGAACAGAUGAUCGAGCCAUUAAAUCCGGAUUUACAGAGCAGUGUAAACGGGGUUUAUGAUUCACAAUGGUAAAGUUUACGCGUUUCGUUGAUUGGAACAUCAACAUUAGCGUAACAUUUCGAAUCACAGGGACAAUAGUACUGAUUAAGUUCAGCUUGUCAAUCAAUGAUAUCUGGUCUAUUUCGCUGACUUUAUAUUAAAUUAUUCCAUUAAAUUCGGAUUUAAACAGCAGUGUAAACGGGGUUUUUGAUUCACAACGAAUGUGAUUCACAAUGGUAAAGUUUACGCGUUUAUUUACCAUUUCGAAUCAGAGAUACAAGAUACAAGAUUCACAACAGUACUGAUGAAGUUCAGCUUGUCAAUCAAUGAAACGCGUCUAGCAAUAGUGUGAUACCUGCGCACUGAUUGUCUGAUAGAAACCAUCUCACGUUAAAAUUUUCUUUAAAACACAAAUUGAAUUAUUCAGUUUUCUUAUGCAUAUUGUUUCAUUCUACGACAGUUUAACUGUAGGAAUAUUUAUUUAAAUUUUUAUUUAAUUUAAGUUUUUUUUGUUUAUUUUUUUUUUAAUUCUAACUUUGUUGCUGAACUGACUGUGCAUUUAUUUAAGCUUUAACUCGUUUUUGCUCUUGCUAUUGUCACCUAUGAAUGUCCUUUAAAAUCCCUAAAUCUUUUUAAUUUUGGGAAAUGCAAAAUCAAAAAACUAUAUACACACAAUUUUAUAUUUAAGCCGAACACUUGAUCACUUACAUAAGCUAAUAUAAUAACAUAAAUUAGAUAACUUAACAAAAGUAGUUGACUUUUUAUUAAGUCUCCGCUAAGUCAAAACAAAGAAAUGUAAUAACAAUUUUACAUAAGAACGAACUAAACUUAUUAUAUAUAAAUAUUUUUAAUUGUGAAUUAUUUUUCUUUAAACAAAAAAGUGCAAAUUCGAAUUCAAAUACUUUAUGCCUUUCCUUUUUUAAGUGGUUAAAAAAUAGUUAAAAAAACGACCCCACUAAAUAGCAUAAUUUUUAUCCAAUAUAUUUUAUUGCUAUAUUAUAUAUAUUAUUGACGCUGUUUUGUAAACGUCUCCCAAAAAAUAUGUAUAUUCUUUUUUUUAUUAAUUAACUUUAUAUAACAUUUAUAGAUUUAUUAUUGUUUGUUCUUGAAUACUCCUUGUGAGGUAUAUAUAACAUAAAUCGUAACAUUAUUUCUAAUGUUUAAAGCAAAUUACCAAAGUAAAGUAUUUUAAUUAUAUGAAACGUAUCCAUAUAAUAUACAAAACAUUAGUUGCUAGUAU